This is a messenger RNA of Aspergillus nidulans FGSC A4, 294 nucleotides long. RefSeq lists its product as uncharacterized. Gene Ontology annotation, biological process: mitochondrial respiratory chain complex IV assembly. The transcript has 3 exons. Lineage: Eukaryota; Fungi; Ascomycota; Eurotiomycetes; Eurotiales; Aspergillaceae. Gene Ontology annotation, cellular component: mitochondrial inner membrane; mitochondrial membrane. The coding region runs from base 61 to 294 and encodes 77 amino acids. The record is from RefSeq and is a predicted model, not a curated record.
AUUUUCGCUGCAUCCUCAAUUCCAGCAAUUCAUUUGAUUCUCCGCCCUAACCGAACCAAGAUGCCAGCCGGAAUUUUCAACUCCACAUACUACGGUAAAGACUACCGUGCCGGUGCUGCUCUUCUCCGUGCGCGCCGGCCAUAUCUCUUCAAGAAUGCCGCGACCGGACUUGGCCUUUGCAUGUUCACAAUCGGUGUCUACGCAUACACAAUUCGCGCUGUCGGCCAGGAUGAGUUCUCUGACGUUAAAGUUCCCGACGCCCCCGCCGCCGCGCCACAACAGUCAAAGCAAUGA